Molecule: messenger RNA, 1912 nt
Organism: Saprolegnia diclina VS20
Lineage: Eukaryota; Oomycota; Saprolegniomycetes; Saprolegniales; Saprolegniaceae
Product: TKL protein kinase
Exons: 5
Coding region: 27-1898 (623 amino acids)
Biological process (GO): protein phosphorylation
Molecular function (GO): protein kinase activity; ATP binding
Source: RefSeq, a predicted model, not a curated record
GCGCAAUGUAGCAUUUCCCGACUGGGAUGGGCGCGUGGACGUGCUUGGCGAUCGCGGAUGCGGCGCACGCGGGCUCCAUGGGCCUCUACCGCGUCAAUAGCAACGGCAACGUCGAGUGCCAGCGCCACUCGCUCGACGCCGACGAGAACCACUGCUACUGGAUCGCCAACGUGGCGUCCUACUGCGCCUGGUACAAUGCCAACCCAACCGGGUAUACGAUCGAGUGCACCGACUACAGCAGCCCGAGCAGCUACUGCUACAAGCACCAGGACCCGCACCAGGACCCGCACCAGGGCCGACACAAGGACCAGCGCCAGGACCAGCGCCAGGACCAGCGCCCGGACCAGCGCCAGGUCCAGGGCCCGAGCCUGCGCCUGGACCUGCACCGGGACCUGCGCCUGCGCCGAACCCGACACCUGAAUCCAGCGCCGACCAUGACACCCAACGCUGGCGGCGCAACGACCAAGCCCACGCCUGGUAGCGAUCACUCGCUAGCGCCGCCCAAGGACUCACAGACCGGCGCGCCACUGGUUCCGCUUCUGCUCGCGACGAACGAGUGGAGCUGCUUGAAGAACGCCGACUCGAAGCUGUUUACGCCAGCGCGCAUUGACCCAGACCUCGGGCAGCUCGAGUGCUUGUCCGUGACGACCGCGCCACGCGAUGUGUGCGCGUACAGCGCCGACGCUGCGACGUGCGCGCAGUGGCUCUUGAGCGUCCACAGUUGCUGGCUCAGCGACUCCAAGACGGCACUGCGCUCCGACGCCACUUGCCCGCGCAUCAUUCUCGUCCCAUCGAGCCCCACAUCUGCGAUCCAUGGCCCGAGCGAUUCGUCGUCAAGCCCGAACGUGAGCUGGUUCGUCGUCGCCGCCGCCAGCGUCGCUGUCGUUGCGCUCGUUUUGGUCGUCGUCUGGUACCGUCGGCGGCAGGCCAACUGGGCCAAGGCCGAGGAGUCGCCCAACGCGUCUUACAUGUUCUGUUGGACCGACAAGGCGCCACCGAAGGCCAUGAUGGACCUUCCGAAGACCAACAGUCUCGGCAGCGACGAUGACGUUGUCGGCGGCCAGCUCAACAUGGGCGACCUCGUGCUCUGGCGUCUCGACGAAGCCAAGCUCGAGACAUCGCGCGUGCUCAGCGUCGGCGCGUACGGUGUCGUGUCGCUCGGAACGUACCAAGGAUCGCCCGUCGCCAUCAAGCAGCUCGCGGGCGAAAAGUCGACAGCGACCGUCCAAGCCUUCAUCGACGAGAUCCGGCUCAUGACCACGCUCGAGAGCAAGUACAUUGUGCGCUUGCUCGGCUGCGCGUGGGUGCGCCCGCGCGACAUCCAGCUCAUCGUCGAGUUCAUGGACCACGGCGACCUCCGCCAGCUCCUCGCGGUCUCGCCGUCGAUCUCGUGGCGCGUCAAGGUGCAGCUGGCGCGCGACAUGGUCCAAGGCCUUGUCUACCUUCACUCGAUGGACAUAAUCCACCGCGACAUCAAAUCCCGCAACGUGCUGCUGCACACCGAAGCGCACAUGCUGCGCGCCAAGCUCACGGACUUUGGCAUCUCGCGUAUCGUCGACGUCGACAUGACGGCGCGGGUCGGGACGUUUCGAUGGACCGCGCCCGAAGUGCUGGAAGGCAGCGCGUACAGCCUCGCCGCCGACGUCUACUCGCUCGGGAUGGUGCUCUGGGAACUCGAGACGCACGCCAUUCCCUUUGGCAACGUCCAAAACGGCUGGAAUGAGUACCAGUGGAUCGAGGCGCUCAAGGCCGGCAGCGUCCGCCCCGAGUGCUCACCAACGUGUCCGCUAGCCGAUGUCAUUCACCAGUGCACGCAGUAUACCCCAAGUGCCCGCCCGACGGCCCUAGCCCUCGGCACGAUGCUCGACAACAUUGCACUGCGAUCGUCGGCCGACUAACCCCAGCCCUAUUU